Exophiala mesophila is the source of this 1752-nucleotide messenger RNA. RefSeq lists its product as uncharacterized. NCBI's taxonomy places the organism in Eukaryota, Fungi, Ascomycota, Eurotiomycetes, Chaetothyriales, Herpotrichiellaceae. Gene Ontology annotation, molecular function: molybdopterin synthase activity. The record is from RefSeq and is a predicted model, not a curated record. Bases 261 to 872 code for a protein of 203 amino acids. Gene Ontology annotation, biological process: Mo-molybdopterin cofactor biosynthetic process. The transcript has a single exon. Gene Ontology annotation, cellular component: cytosol.
AUCGCCGUUGCCCGCACCUGCGUCAUUCGCCAACAAUUUAUGCCAGAACGUUUCCCCGGAUUGUAACAACACGAGAAAAAGAAAGAAAGAAAAUAAAAAAGACUUUAGGACGACAGAACUGCAAUCUCAUUUCUCUUCUCUUUCUCUUCUUCUCUUGUGACUGUUGGGCUUAGACGUGGAAUUACGUCGAAUACCUUGUUUUUCUUGUUCCAUCUGAACCACGACCAAAUCUCAUUCAGCAACCAGGCCACAUCACAACCAUGACCACCGAGGCAACAUCGUCGCAGCUUGUCUCGAAUCAUGAAACAGCAUCGUCCGCAUCAGUAUCAGCAACACCGGCCCAAACCUCGACCUCCAAACCCUCAUCGAUCCUCGACCCCGCCAACUUCCCACAAAGCCUAGAAUCGCCGACCAUAUUCAUCUCUCUGGUCUACACGCCGCUUGAUAUUCCAAAAUACCUACAGUUCACACGUUCACCGACCGCAGGAGCCAACGUACUGUUUCUGGGCACGACUCGGGACAACUUUGACUCUCGACCGGUGUCUCGACUCUCAUACCAGGCCUACCCCUCACUGGCAUUGAAGUCGCUCCAUGCAAUCGCCGAGGACGUGCAGAGAAAACAUGGGUUAGAGAAGAUUGCCAUUGUCCAUCGUCUGGGAGAAGUCAAGGUCGAAGAAGAGAGCAUUGCCGUCUCAGUCAGCAGCGGUCACCGCGCUGCUGGCUGGAAGGGCGCAGAGGAAAUCCUCGAGCGGGUCAAAGCCCGCGCCGAAAUCUGGAAGAAGGAAUGGUUUGCUGAUACUGGUGAAAUGGAAGAGGGUGUUUGGAGAGCAAACAAGGAUCGAGAUGCAAAGGGCAAUGUGAUCAAUAAGUAAGAUUAAAACUAGCCCAACACACAUCUGGACUCGCAUGUUUGGGGAAGUCUGCCUUGAAUCACCACCGGGAGGACUACCUACACACCUCGAUCAUCGUUGCUUGGGGGCCGAGGACGCUCGAACACGGCAUGAUGGCGAUGGUUUUGGUGGUGACAGUGACUGGAACUGUCGAACAACGAACGACAUGACAUGUGCCUCCUCAUCCUAGGGGGAGUCUACCUGCAAUCGUCAGGAUAUACGGACGCUGCAACUCCUGGUUCUCGAUAAGCUUGCGAGUCUGCUCCCCGAGAUGGAGUACCAUCUCUACCAAGAUGGUUCCCGGCUUUCGAAUUGCCCCGGCAAAUUCUUCACAUGCGCAGUGGUGAUGAUAUUCUACAACAUCGUCCAGGGCUGUCUGCAUGCUGGACCCUUGAUCGAUGCAAGACCCACAGGGAAAUUAUGCCAGUCAUGUUGAAGAUUCAUGCAAGCAACACAUCUAACGGAGAGGCCGUUACGCCACAACAACAGGGUCAGGUGGACAUGAACAUCGACACAAAGUGCCGGCAGUCGUUUUUCCCUAACAAAACCAACCCACGAACCACAGAAGAGUCACCAAAUCGAGAUCCCUCGCUUGAUCUCCGUUGCAUUGAAAACCAUCUAUGUGGCUGCCGGCACCCGCACCCUGUGUAUUGGAACAGGGUCAAAAUUGACGAUAUCAGCGGGACACCGCCGGAUUCUACGGAGUAUGCCCAAGAACGCUUCCUGGCAGUCUUGGACCGGCCCUCCCGCCAACCAGAGCAUAAUAAAAUCAAUACUAUGGAAUAGGCGACAUGUCAGAGACGCAGCAAUAAUGUCAGACCAAUAAACCAUUUCAAUUCCGUGUUGUUUAUCCUUGUGUAUA